AUGAUACCAAGUUUUCAAUGGGAAAUAGUUAAAGACGAGUCUUAUCCAAAAGGCUUAGAAGAAAUAAUUCUUCCGAUUGCUUUUGAACCAUUUCUAUCUGAAUUUUUACGAAACAUUGAUUUUGCAUAUGCUGGAGAUAAAGAUAGAUCCCAGUUCUACAUAAGCUUUCAAUCUUUAUUUAAAAAGAGUUUAUUUCGUAUUGCUCAUGAAGUUAUUAAUAGCCAUCAUUUUGGAUAUGUUUUACCACAUAGAUCUCAAUUUAAAGAAAUAUUAAAUGAUUUUAUUGUUGAAAUUAAAGAAACUGGUUUACUUCAGAAGUGGGAUACAGAUGCAGUUUAUCAAGCCAAGGCAAAAGGUUUUGAAUCAGAAUUGUAUAAAGAUUAUGUUCAUGAAGAAGUUCAUGGUCCAUUGGAAUUACAUCAGUUGCAGUUUUUAUGGAAUUUUUUAUUGAUCGGAUUGGCAGUUUCAACAGUUGUAUUUUUAUUUGAAUUAGUUUUUUGGGAAGUCCUCAAAUACAAAUUGACAAAUGCUCAACGAGUUUUAUUACAGUCAUUAUAUCUUGGAGAUGCAUCGAAUUUUAAUACAUCAAGGGAAGAUUGUGUGUGGAAACGUGGAAAUGAUUUGUAUGACAAGUGUCCUGAUCCAGAUAUUAAUCUUUAUUUGUAUACGAAACUGAAUGGAACAAGGCGCCAAUUAGACAUUAAAGAAGGCGAUUGGUUACGGAAUAAUGAAUGGGAUCCCCAGAAGGAGAAUAUCAUAUUAAUUCAUGGCUAUGCUGGAGGGGAUAACACGCUUCCCAUGUCAGUUCUUCGCGAUGCCUACCUUCGUCAUGGAAGUUACAAUCUAUUUGUUGCGGAUUGGGGUGCAUUAGCACUGCCACCAUGCUAUGUGGCUGCAGUGCAUAAUUUAAAGACUGUCGCUAGGUGUUUGGCUGAGAGUUUCACUUUCUUGCGAAAUUCUGGAAUGAAAGUGGAUAGGACGACUUGCGUUGGCCAUUCACUGGGAGCGCACAUUUGUGGUUUAAUGGCCAAUUAUUUGAACUUUAGAGUAGAACGAAUUAUUGGACUUGAUCCAGCUCGUCCCCUUAUCAAACCUGGAAAUUCGAAUCGUCUUGAUAGUGGCGAUGCUAAAGCUGUUCAUGUUAUUCAUACAAAUGCUGGUUUCUAUGGAGAAACUGGUAAAGUUGGACAUGUGGAUUUUUGUGUUAAUGGUGGGAAACGUCAGCCAUAUUGCGGUGGUACAUCAAAUGCCAAUCUUUGUAGUCACAUUUGGUCGAUAUGCUAUUUAGCUCAAAGUAUUUACACCAAUCAGGAACCACAUGCAGAACCAUGCUCUAGACGCUGUCCAUCCGGCUUGAGAAGGAUAUCAAGGAGUCAAGCUCAAUAUAAUGUGCGAAAUGCUAUUCCUAUGGGAAUGCAUACACCAAUGAGUGCUUUUGGAUCAUACUGUUUGAAAGAUAAUACAACACCAUUUUGUCCAGCUACAGAAGAUGAAGUCGGUGAUCCAAGAUGCUGUCUAGCUGAAGCUGCUGAAGAAGUUACUGAUAAUAAUUUACGUUUGUUUAGAAGAUUAGUUUAAGAAUUUUUGAAAAAAACAUAAGACUUGAUAAUAUUAAGAAAAUUUAAUAAACAAAUUAGAAAUUAAUAGAAAAUAAGUUAAGACGAUGGUUAUUGAAUAAAUGUAGAGUAUAUAAAAGUGUU
Molecule: messenger RNA, 1700 nt
Organism: Episyrphus balteatus (marmalade hoverfly)
Lineage: Eukaryota; Metazoa; Arthropoda; Insecta; Diptera; Syrphidae
Product: phospholipase A1-like
Exons: 7
Coding region: 1-1578 (525 amino acids)
Molecular function (GO): lipase activity
Source: RefSeq, a predicted model, not a curated record